Molecule: messenger RNA, 7089 nt
Organism: Polyodon spathula (Mississippi paddlefish)
Lineage: Eukaryota; Metazoa; Chordata; Actinopteri; Acipenseriformes; Polyodontidae
Product: (E3-independent) E2 ubiquitin-conjugating enzyme UBE2O-like
Exons: 19
Coding region: 87-3917 (1276 amino acids)
Source: RefSeq, a predicted model, not a curated record
CGUGCCGACGUAAACACGCGCGGGUGCCGUGGUUACGGGUUCCUCUCACAUUUUCCUCCACCCCGCAAUCCCUGACAACAGCAGCGAUGGCGGAAUCCCUUCCAGAGGCAGCAGCAUCCACCCCGGCGCCUUCUCCGGCCCCCAGCCCGGGCUCUGAACCCCCGUCCUCUUCGCUUCCCCCCUCCCUGUCCCCGCUUACCCCGUCUGGGGCCGGUUCUCAGCGCCUGCUCUUCUCACACGACCUGGUCUCCGGGCGGUACCGCGGGUCGGUCCGGUUCGGCCUGGUGAGAUUGAUCCAUGGCGAGGAGGAUUCGGACACAGAUUCGGACUCAGACACCGGCGGUGGAGGCGGAGGAGGAGGAGGAGGAGGAGGAGGAGGAGGAGGCGGCGGCGGCGGCGGCGGCGGCGGCGGUAGCUCAGACACAGAGAGCGGCCGGGCGGACUCUCGGGCUCGGCUUCUUGGAAGAGGUUACGUGAGGGUGCAGUGGUACCCGGAGGGAGGCAAACAGGACGUCCAGGAAACCAAGCUAAAAUUAGAAGAUCGCUCAGUUGUGCCUCGAGACAUGGUGCGACGCAUGGGCCCCAGCGAAAGCCAAUGUGGAACGGUAGUGGACAUCAACAUUAAAUGUGCCGUGAAGCUCGUGGGGACUAACUGUGUUCUGUACCCAGUGAACAGCAGAGAUCUGCAGCACAUCUGGCCAUUCAUGUAUGGUGACUACAUAGCCUACGAUUCGUGGCUCGGAAAAGUAUAUGACUUGAAGAAUCAUAUUAUUCUGAAGCUAUCAAAUGGAGCCAGGUGCUCAAUGAACACAGAAGACGGGUCGAAACUCUAUGAUGUCUGUCCCCACGUCAGUGACUCGGGUCUUUUCUUCGACGACUCGUAUGGGUUUUAUCCUGGCCAGGUGCUGAUCGGCCCCUCCAAGGUGUUCUCCAGCGUGCAGUGGCUGUCCGGCGUCAAGCCAGUCCUCAGUAAGAAGAGCAAGUUCAGGGUGGUGGUUGAGGAGGUGCAGGUGGUGGAGCUGAAGGUCACAUGGAUUACAAAGAGUUUCUGUCCAGGGGGAGCUGAGAGCGUGUUUCCUCCAGCCUCAGUCAUCACCCAGGAAAACCUGUCCAGGGUAAAGCAUUUGGGCUACUAUGACCAUGCUCAGUGGCUGCUGGGAGAGAGAUGCCUGUACGUCUUCCCAGCUAAAGGAGAUGUGACCCAGGUAACCUGUGAAGGGCCGGAGGGGACUACUAUCUUACCGGACGGCUCGGUGGCCAAAAAGGUAAAGAGACUGCUGAAGAAAGAGAUUGGGAAGAAGACUACAAGCAUGGCGGACAGUCGGGCCUCAGGGGGCCAGCCUGCAGAAGAUACGGAAAGCCCAGAGAAACCUGAAGAAGGGGAUGGGAAGCUCGGAGAUGAUCAGGUGAACGGAGUGACCCAGCCGGGCUGCACCAACAACGGGCCGGUGCCGGGGGAGUUGAGGCAGGCUGCCCCGGACCUGUGGGUCCAGUCGGUGGAGCAGGACGCGGAUGAUGAGGGCGCGGAGGACACAGAUGACACGAGCUCGGUCACCUCAUCCGCGAGCUCCACGGCUUCCUCCCAGAGCGGCCGCAGGAAGAGCAUCCCCCUCUCCAUCCGCAACCUCAAGAGGAAACACAAGAAGAAGAACAAGAAGAUUUCCCGCGAUCUGAAACCGGGGGACAGGGUCGCAGUGGAGGUCGUUUCAACAGAGACAUCCGCAGAUGUGAUGUGGCAGGACGGAACGCUGGAGACAGAUAUCAGAUCCAACGAGCUGUUACCCAUCCAUCAUCUGGACAACAACGAGUUCUGCCCGGGGGAUUUUGUUGUUGAUAAGCGCUCUCAAGCACCUCAAGACCCAGGCAUGUAUGGGGUGAUCCAGUCUGGUGAUCACAAAGGUCGAACCUGCUCUGUGAAGUGGGUUAAACUGAAGCCAAGCGGUGAUGAUGUUGAGGUAAUCGGAGAAGAGGAGGAUGUCAGUGUGUAUGACAUUGCAGACCACCCUGAUUUUCAUUUCCGAACCACUGACAUUGUCAUCAGGAUAGGGAAUGCAGAGGAGGCUCUGGCUGCUGACCGGGAGAAUGAGCCCUCGGUGGGACAGGUGGCACGCGUCGAUGUCAGCAGCAAAGUAGAGGUGGUGUGGGCAGAUAAUUCCAGGACCAUUGUACUGCCGCAGCACCUGUACAACGUGGAGUCUGAGAUCGAAGAAUCGGACUACGACUCUGUGGAAGGAAGCAGCAGUGGAGCCUCUUCGGAGGAGUGGGAGGAUGAGAGCGACAGCUGGGAGACUGACAACGGGGUGACCGAGGAGGACCACCCAGGUGAGUCCGCCCCGGCCCCCACUCCCACCGCACCCCCCGAGGAGGAGCUGCAGGGUGCUGUGGGAGCGGCCGCGGCUGCCAUUGCAGGGAAGCUGCCCAAAGAGGGCACCCCCAGGGUCUUUAAGGAGCUGAAGGAGGCCAUCAAGAUCCUGGAGAGCUUGAAGAACAUGACGGUGGAGCAGCUGCUGACCGGCUCGCCCACCUCCCCCACCGUGGAGCCCGAGAAGCAGACCAAGGAGAAGAGGUUCCUGGACGACAUCAAGAAACUGCAGGAGAACCUGAAGAAGACACUGGACAACGUGGCCAUUGUGGAGGAGGAGAAAAUGGAGGCCGUGGCCGAGAUGGAGGAAAAGGAGGAGAAGAGCCAGGAGCCCCAGACCCCCGUCCGCUCCGAGUGGCCCAGCGACACCCCCGUGCUCUGCCAGCCAAGCGGGGGGAAGCCGGGGGUCACUUUCACCAGCGCCAAGGGAGAGGUCUUCUCAGUGCUGGAAUGGGCUCCAGAUAGUCACGCUUUUAAGAAAAUGGAAUUCCAGCCAGCAGAGGCUAAGAAAUUCUUUAGCACAGUGAGAAAGGAGAUGGCACUCCUAGCAACAUCUCUUCCCGACGGCAUCAUGGUCAAAACUUUUGAAAGCAGAAUGGACCUCUUUGCAGCGCUGAUUAAAGGGCCGACGCGCACCCCGUACGAGGGUGGGGUAUUCCUGUUUGAUAUCCAGCUGCCAAACAUCUACCCUGCAGUCCCUCCACUGUUUCGGUACCUGUCCCAGUGCAGCGGCCGGCUCAACCCCAACCUGUACGACAACGGCAAGGUGUGCGUCAGCCUGCUGGGCACCUGGAUCGGGAAGGGAACGGAGAGAUGGACGAGCAAAUCCAGCCUCCUUCAAGUGCUGAUCUCUAUACAAGGGCUGAUCCUGGUCAAUGAGCCGUACUACAACGAGGCUGGCUUCGAUAGCGACAGGGGUCUGCAGGAGGGCUACGAGAACAGCCGCUGCUACAACGAGAUGGCCCUGAUCAAGAUGGUCCAGUCCAUGACCCAGCUGCUGCAGAGGCCGGUGGAGGUCUUCCAGCAGGAGAUCAGAGAGCACUUCUCCGCCAGUGGUUGGCGGCUGGUGCACCGCAUCGAGACCUGGCUGGAGCUCAACGAGCUGGCCGAGCGGAGCCUAGGCCACAGGGAGUGCAGCAGGACCCCGGAGCCCGGGGACGAGCUCUCUGCACCCGCUGCCUGCUCAGAGGCCAAGGAAGAGGAGCUGGAGGACUCCGGCCUGGGAGCCUGUACCACCUCCCCCCAGGAGACCAGCCAGCAUUUGGACUCGGAGGGUGCCGGCCCGGCCAGGGCAGCGGAGGGUGGGGCUGCAGCGGCAGGACCGGGGGAGCUGAGGAUGUCCCAGGACUCUGCAGGGGGCCAGCCCAGCGUCAAACCAAAGAAGAGGAGAAAGAGCUACCGGAGCUUCCUGCCGGAGAAGCGAGGAUAUCCAGACAUCGGCUUCCCUCUCUUCCCACUCUCCAAAGGAUUUAUUAAGAGCAUCAGCGGGGUCCUGCAGCACUACCGUGCUGCCUUGGCUGCUGCUGGGAUACCAGAGAGGAGAGAAGACAAAUAAGAAUGGGCGUCUGACCUCUGCACUCUCCCUUCCCUACCUGCCCCACAACCAACCCCACCCCAAUACAACUGCCUCCUUUCAUCCCUCUGCCUCCCCUUUGUUAAAUCAGUGUUCUCCAGCAGUCAGGGUUAUACACACCAGGGACCCACCCACCAGCCCAGGCUCAAAUUCCCAUUAAGUAUAACAUGCAGUACAAGCUGCAAAAGAUUUUAAUCAGAUUGUUUUUAUGCUCUUGCUAGAGUUAUAAGAAAUACAGUUAAAAAAGCAGGCCUGAUUUACACAAGCCCCUGAAGCUUGGAGAGGUAGAGGGGUCCCCAUUAUAAAGCACACUGAAGAACACUGAUAGUGCCAAGACUGUUACUCGCAUCUGUAUGCUCACAAGCAUUCUCCAAACUGAGUAUCAGAGUUGGGGUUGGAGGGUGGUGAUCUUAAUCUAAUUUAAAAACAAUAUAGUAAUAUAUCUAAAAGGGUUUGCACAAAAAAAAAAGCUGUCAAUGCAAAGUCUUUAAUGAUAUUAAAAAAAAUAAUACAAAAUUAGAAGUGUCAAAUAAAAACAUUUAAUUAAUGUCUUGAUUCUGUUUGGGUCCUGAAUUGUGGUCGGGUCCUGAACCAGGUACAAGUGAGCUUAAAGGUGUUAUGAUUAUUAUUAUGAUGAUGAUAGUUAUUAUUAAUGUAUAGCUGUGUUCCAUAGCAGUCCUGUGCUACACACAGCACAGCCAAUUCCAAACCAUGGAGAAUUCAGUAAUUGCAUUUGUGUUUCUAAAACCAAACCAUUGUCCUGAACAAAAAGAACGAUGGGAGCUGAAACUGUCCUUUUGUUGUUUCAAACCGCUUUGAACCGCUAGUGCAGUGAGCAAGCAGGCAUGGUGAGAAUAGACAGCUGUGUGCAAACAUCCUGCAGGAGAUGGACUAUACUGGGAAACCUUGACAGGAACAGCAAGAAAACACUUGUGUGUGUGUGUGUGUGAAGAGUUUAGUUGUGAAAAGAUCUGAACUCUCCCUAACUGGCUCAAUAAACUUAGAUUCCAUUAAAAAACAUAGUAAUAAUAAUUGGGUGCAUUGGUGUGCAUUCUGCUGAGGAUGGAUUUAUUUAUUUUUAAUCUAAUCUACUGGAUUGAUAACCUCAGCCCAGCCUUUCUGCUGUUUGUAGCUCUUGGCGCGGGGGCAAAGUGUUUGGAUUGCAGGUGCACUCAGUACUUUCUCAGUUUGAUGGUUAGGGGAGGUGCUGGGGUUUACACCUCGUGCAGGAUCUCCAUUAGCAUGCAUAAUCACUAACAAGGCGUUGGGAUCCUCAUCUGCUGCUGCUUUCAAGGAAUAAGCCUCUUUCUGUAAGCUUCAGGGUGUGUUCAGUAGCAACCAGAAAAAAAUAACCUUCAUUUGGCGAAUGGUGGGCAGUAUCUUCCCUGGGCAGGAUCUGAACACAAUUGGCAUCAUGGCUGGUGCAUCCUACCAGCCGAGCCAGUGGCUACAGUGCAUCCAGCCUGUUUAUUAAUCUGGGUAGCACAACCUGGCAUGAAUCAAAAGGGUACCUACCACAUCUGUUGUGUACUUUAUAUUAGCAGAAUGGUUUGGAGUGUGUGUGUGUCUUAUAUAUAUAUAUAAUUACACACACACACAGUGUGUGCUGUCCUGGGUAUUUUACCUUUUAAACAAGAUGACCAAAAUAGAUCCUCUAUCUAUAUGUGCAUGCUCUCUCAAUAUCUCAUCUGAAAUGAAUCGAUCUGAUAUCAGUUACAUAAGCUUGAAAACAGGGAUGAAACGGUGCAGGUUUACAGGCUUGGCAGUCAGUUUAUUAACCUCGGGAGAGCCUGUUUGGGAAAUGAUGCCGCCUCACAUUUCCCGUUUCGGAGCUGGAAAAGGGGGGGAUCGAAGCACAAGGAGCCGUCUUGCCCAGUCCAGCAUGAACAUCGCUUCCACAGUAAUAUCCAGCUGUUGUAGCAGAGGGGGUGGGCGGGGUUUAUUUCUUAAAGAAGUGAAUUAAAAAGUAUCAGGACUUUUAUUGGACUGACACAAACAAGCGUUUAAAAAAAAAAGGAGACCCGUUUUCUAUUCACACCUUAGAGGGGAUUCUUCACUUUUGACAGUUGAAAUGCUGGGAGUUGUAAUGUGCUCAGUUCAAUAAGAGUAUGUAGUUUUUUUUUUUUUUAUUGCAUUAGUGUCUGACUGGGCCAGCGAUCUUUCUUCAAAUGCGAUGUUGUAUUUGUCUGAUCUUAUUUGCUGCCUGUAAGCCUGGGAUUUAUUUAUUUAUUUGUUCUUCAUUUUGGCUGCUAUGUUUUUUUGUUUUGUUUUUGUUAUUGCAGCUCCAGAUUGUUUCUGUAGACAAUGUGAAGCUAGAUCUGAAAAGAAUCAAAGCACACAAAGCUAUGUAAUAUUCCUUGUGUAUGUGGAUAAUAUGUAAAAAUAAGCAUAAUUUAAAGGUACAACCAAAGCAUGAAACUUGUUGCUUCGAGCCUUAGAAAUGGCGACGCAGACAAAAGGACUGUAUGCUGUAAACGUUUUGCACAGCGGCCGGUUAGGGUACCAAAUUAAAAUAGAGUUUGUAGCCUGAUUCCUCUGUACAGCAGUCAGAAUUAUACAAGAAAAGUACAAAAAAAAAAUGUUGACGUGAUAAUGUGAAGGCUUGAGUAUUCUUUAUGUAUAAAUUGCUGUGUGUUUUGUUAUUUCUUUUUUUUUUUUUUUUUACAUGCCAAUGAUUUUGGUUGCAUUACAGAACAUGUAUAAAAAAAAAAAAAAAAAAAAAAAAGGCGAUACAUUAAAUUGUACUGUGCAAGCAGAAGCAUGGCAGCCAGGUGUUCCUUUCUUUUAAAUGACAAAAUAAUAAAGAACAUGCAAGAAACAAAUAAAUAAACUCAACCGUUUACGCACAGCCGGAGCAGGCAGUUCCUCCAGCCUUCAAGUGUUUUAGAUGUCUUUUCAACAAUGACUUCCACAGUUUCAUUGUAAACGUGCAGCGUUUGGCACAAGGGUAACGCUGCUGCAGUUCUGCAGCUAUCAUUGCCACAGGACUCCUUUGUAAAGAAGGCAGUUCUCUGGAAUCAGUAAAUGCUCUGCUAAAAUGAAAGCUAGUUAUUAUGCAGUCCUUGUGUAAAAUAUUAUACAGCCUAGAACUGUAUUUGAACUAUUACCUUUAAACUUAUUCUGGUAAAUAAAGGAUAAUAAAUGGAUAAACCGA